AUCCAACAUGGCAUCUCCUCUCGCCAAUACCCGGCUUUCGCCUAGAGAAUCCCGCGUCAUUGGCGCUCUACUCGGCGUCCACGCGGGCGACUCACUGGGCGCAACCGUUGAGUUUUCAUCUCAUAAGGAAAUCGCCCGUACUUACCCAAAUGGCCUUCGAGAUAUCGUCGGCGGAGGUCCCUUCCGCUGGCCAGUAGGGCAUGCAACAGACGAUACAGAUAUGACUCGUGGAGUGUUGUUGGCCUAUCAUGAUCGCUAUUACCGAGGUCUCCAACAGGAUGUCGCCCGUCUCGCUGGCGAUCACUUUGUCAAUUGGCUAGACGGCGAUUGGCCUGAUAGAGCAAAGGGAAGCAAUCCUGAGGACAUUGGCAAUACCACUCAGAUUGGAUUAGACAAAUACAAGACCACAAGGGAUCCUGACAGCGCUGGAGGCGGCGAGGGAGGAGCUGGAAAUGGAAGUCUCAUGCGUUGCAUUCCAACCGGCCUGUUCCAGCCAGACCCCGACAGCCUGAUACAAGAGAGUCAGCGCAUCAGCAACAUCACCCAUGACGACAGACGAUGCCCCAUAUCUUGUGCGGCUUACAACACUAUUGUUUCCAAGCUCAUCGACCAAGUCCCUGCACAAGAAGCUAUCAAGGCGGGCCUUGCCGUUGCAGAGAAGCUUGAAGGUGAGCAGGGCGUUGUCUAUGAAGCGAUAGAGCUUGGAGAAGAACUGGACAUUGCCAGGAUGGCUCGAGAGGGACCAUCGCGUAGACUCAGAGGACGAUGCACUGGUUAUGUGCUUGAGAGUCUGUCCCUUGCUAUAGCAGCGAUUCUUGACCAACGAAGCUUGGAGGAUAUUGUCAUUGAUGUUGUACGCAUUGGGAAUGAUACGGAUACAAAUGCUGCCAUUGCAGGUGGAUUGUUGGGCGCUAGGGAUGGAGCGGAAGCUAUCCCACUACGAUGGCGAUCUGUAUUGCAAUUCGGCCAUGAGUUUGCGAUGAAGGCGUUGGAGCUUCUACGUCCUGACCAGACUGAAUAGAGCAGAAACUAGGAA
Messenger RNA from Fusarium graminearum PH-1, 1036 nucleotides. RefSeq lists its product as uncharacterized. The transcript has a single exon. Bases 8 to 1021 code for a protein of 337 amino acids. The record is from RefSeq and is a predicted model, not a curated record. NCBI's taxonomy places the organism in Eukaryota, Fungi, Ascomycota, Sordariomycetes, Hypocreales, Nectriaceae.